Rotaria sp. Silwood1 is the source of this 2268-nucleotide messenger RNA. The record is from the annotation of a GenBank genome assembly. Lineage: Eukaryota; Metazoa; Rotifera; Eurotatoria; Philodinida; Philodinidae.
AUGAUUGCAAAUGCUGGAUAUGUGAUUGCAUUUGCUUGUGCACCUGGAACUACAGCAGAUGAUGGAAAGGAAAGAGAAACAAAUGGUCUAUUUACAAAGCAUAUUCUUAAACAUAUUUUAAAACCUAAUGAAGAUAUUCAAAUGAUGCUAACUGAUGUUACUAAUGGAGUGGUGGAAGAAUCAGAAUCGACUCAAAUUCCACAUAUAACCUGUAGUUUGAGACACCGAAAUAUAUAUUUGUAUGAACAAGUUACAGGUAAAUAACAAAAAUUUGAAGCAAAGUAGUCGGUGGGUAGAAUCAGGCCAGUUUUAUCUAUCAAUAUUUAAAACAGGGUAAAGUUUAGACUGAUCUUUCAUUUCUAGAUUAAAUAUAACAAAUACUUUUCGAUGCAUAAAGGCAUAAACAUUCAUUUUUAUUAGAAAAUAUGAAUUCGAUUAAAUUUUUCAAAUGUCUAACUUUUAAAAGAACUAGAGCUAUUGUGAUACGAUAAAUAUAGUUCUGAGUAAUAAUUCUGUAAUUAUUUCCGAAAAUAUAGAUAUUUGUAGCAUUGAUAAGUCUCCUCUCUCUCGCUGUUCAACGUUUUCGUUUUUGAUCACUCAAUCUUGAUAAACUUUUCGAGAUGAUACAUAGCAGACUAAAUGCCACCCAGUAAAAAUUCCAGCUUGAGAUCUUAAGUCUAACAACCGUUAGCUUAAGAUAAACGGUUAAAAUACGGGUGUGCGUGCGUUGCAGACUUUCACGUCGUUUCAAACGUUUAUAAGAGAGCACAGAUAUGGGUAGGUGAAUGUGAGCGUACUUGAGUACAAAACUGAUCCACAUCCACCCUUCAACGUGAUUAGUACGCUCGAUGUAUGAUGUGGAUGUUGGCAUAAAUGUGAUGGUUGAUUUGAGUGAUUUUUUUUGCAUCCACUCUAAUCUACACUCUUUUGUUGGUAAAUAGUAUCACUUUUAGAAAGAACUCAUAAAUUUUUCGGUCAAAAAAGUUUAAUAUAAAGUACUUCAACUAGUUUAGGAAUAAUUGUCGUUUUUCAAAACUGGUUUGUACAUAUUAAGAAUAGAUGAGACUAUAUCAAAUAUCCUUUAUUGAAAUAUAUUUAAUAUAUCUUGAUAUAUAAUUCCUUUCCUCUUUUAGUUUCAUCGAAAACACAACCGGCUUCCACAUUUCAAUCAUCAACACAGAUGUAUGAUCGUCCUUCUACUUAUAAUACUGCGUCACAGUUGCCGAUAGACAGACAGGCCGUAUACAACAGAAUAAUGGAGGCGUUGAUGUCGCCGAGCCAAUCCGAGGACUGGCGCUUGAUGGACGAGGAUGGAUACUUCAACGAGGACGGUUCUCGAACUUUCUUUUAAUGUUUCAUUACAUUUUGUAGCACUGAUCGCGAUUCAUAAGACUGUUCAAAAUAAUAAAGUGCAAAACUUAGUUUUUUCAAAUGUUUCCGUAUAGAUGUGUUUUUUUUAUGAUUAAAAUAGAGGUCUGCAUCUCCAUGACAACUGACACCAGUAUUGCCAAACUCAACAUGAGCAAAGUUCGUCCGUGGCGCUAUCGGAGUCAGUUCGUAUGAAGAUGCAGAUCCCUAGAUUAUUACAAUGCGAUAUGUUUUUGAAAUGUCCAAUUCGUCCUAAUGUUUUUCAGGACAUUUUCUUUCCACCUUUGUGUUGUUUUACACAAUUCUGCCGAUAAAACUAUGGGUGGGUAUGCGUGGAUGGGGCUGUGAGUGUGGGUUCAACUGAGGAGACAGGGUGCACCAAGACGCAUACUCGUAUCUACACCCACACACCAUGUUCGCCCCACCCAUACCUGGACUGGCCCUGCCGUUUAUCGUUACCGGUAGCAACAUUCGAGCAUAGUCCAAAGCCAGAAAUGAUUUAGCACCUGAAGAUGUUUCCUCGUGAGUUACCAAGGGUGAGCGUGGGGCGCGUGAGUGAGGGUGUGGGUGUGGGUGUGGGUGUUGGUGUGGGUGUGGGUGUGGGUGGUGUGGGUGGGGAUGUGGGUGUGGGUGUGGGUGUGGGUGUGGGUGUGGGUGUGCGUGUGAGUGUGAGUGUGGGUGUGAGUGUGAGUGUGGGUGUGAGUGUGAGUGUGAGUGUGGGUGUGAGUGUGUUUGUGAGUGUGGGGUGUGAGUGUGGGUGCGGGGUGUGAGUGUGGGUGUGGGGUAUGAGUGUGGGUGUGGGAUGUGGGGUGUGAGUGUGGGUGUGAAUGGGUGGGCGUGGCUGUGUUAGUGUUGGGAUCCCUUUAGUUCACAUCUCCAAUCACAUAGCCGCUCGCGCCC